GGCAACACUAUUGAAUUGACAUGUAGCCAUUUUUUUAAUCUGUCAUUCUUUUUUAAUUUGAUUCUUUGCCGUGUCGUUUCGGCGAAGAGUGCCGUUAUGAAGUACAAUAAGCUGGUAACGUCCUCGAGGAGGAAAAACAGGAAGAGGCACUUUAGCGCGCCCUCACACAUACGUAGAGUGCUAAUGUCUUCUCCCCUUUCCAAGGAAUUGAGACAGAAAUUCAACGUCAAAUCUAUGCCAAUCCGUAAAGACGACGAAGUACAGGUUGUACGUGGUCAUUACAAAGGUCAACAGGUUGGCAAAGUGGUCCAGGUGUACCGUAAGAAGUUUGUAGUGUACAUUGAAAGGAUCCAGAGGGAGAAAGCCAGUGGAGCCAGCGCAUAUGUCGGCAUCCACCCCUCAAAGUGUGUUAUCGUCAAGCUAAAGAUGAACAAAGACCGUAAAUCUAUCUUGGACCGCAGAGCGAAGGGAAGAUUGGCGGCUCUUGGCGGAGACAAGGGCAAAUACACAGAGGAAACUGCCACCGCAAUGGAGACCUCGUGAACAUAGAUUUAAGAAUAAUAAAAGUAUAAAAUUC
Messenger RNA from Pararge aegeria (speckled wood butterfly), 577 nucleotides. It is a transcript of the gene RpL26, whose product is annotated as 60S ribosomal protein L26. Lineage: Eukaryota; Metazoa; Arthropoda; Insecta; Lepidoptera; Nymphalidae. Gene Ontology annotation, biological process: cytoplasmic translation; ribosomal large subunit biogenesis. Gene Ontology annotation, molecular function: RNA binding; structural constituent of ribosome. Gene Ontology annotation, cellular component: ribosome; cytosolic large ribosomal subunit. The transcript is spliced from 4 exons. The coding region runs from base 97 to 543 and encodes 148 amino acids. The record is from RefSeq and is a predicted model, not a curated record.